UACUGGAUUUACUAGAAAAGUUUAGUAACAACAAAAUUUUGUACAUAAUUCUUUCUGAAAAGGAAGUUAUUUAGAGCUAAGUUAGUUAAGGUACCUUCUAGAAGAUUUGUGGUAUGAAUGGACUUUCCAAACAGUUGUGUUUAAAUUAGUGAAUGUAAAAUUUCGUUCGUGAUUUUCUGAUACAAGCUUGCCGUGCUUCUACGAUGGACAUUUGCCGGACCUGCGGCAAACUGCCUGCCGAUCAGCAACAACUUGCGCAAUCUUUGCAGAACUUUUCCGAUAUUUAUUUUAAUUUGACAUCCAUUAAGAUUCUACCGGAGGAAAAUCCGGACAGAUUAAAAAUUUGCGAUGAAUGCCAUACAAAGUUACUAGAGUACAAUCGUUUCCGGACCGUUUGUUUACAGGUUCACUAUAAGCUAUCCGUUGUGAAAGAGGAAAAAGAUUCAGACCAUUUGACUGCAGAGGAAUGUGAUCCAGUCAUAGGAACGCUGAAGGUGGAAUGCCUGGAACUGUCGGAAGAAGUUACUCCGCCCACGGAUGACUCUGGAGAUGAUGUAAUAGCGACCGUCGAAAAACAAGAAGCCGAUCCCCAAUACACUUCCCCGUCGGAUAACGACGGCUCUAGUUCCGACAAAUCGGACACAGUCAAAUCCAGGACCAGGAGGAAGCGAAAGACAAAAUCGAAGAAGCUUCCAAAGCCCCCCGCCCAUAUCAAAGAACCGCUGAUCGAAUGUAAGCUCUGCGAUAAGAAGUUCCGGUCCGAGGUUCGAUAUCAGGGUCACCUGCGAACCCAUCAAGGGCUGAAGCCUGCUCUCUGCACUUACUGUGGCAAAGAUUUUCAAAAAUACAUAAGUCUGAAGUUUCACAUCCGGCAGAAGCAUUCGGAUGAGCAGAUGAAGUUUCCUUGCGAUUUCCCGGGCUGUGAGCUGGUGUACUCGAGCAAGCAGUCCAUGUCGAAGCAUCGCAAACGGCACGAUCCUAACUUUGUAAUGCCCGAGCCGAAACAUAGCGUUUGCGAUCAGUGUGGCAAAACGUUUUCCACUACCGGGGCGUUGAAGAAACAUAGUUAUAUUCAUACCGGCGAUAUGCCGUUCGAGUGCAGCUUGUGCAAAAAGAAGCUUCCUACGGCCCACAAGCUUAAAGAGCACACCAUGAGACACGAGGGAAUUAAAAACCACGUUUGCCCGUACUGCGGUCAAAAGAAGACAACUCGUCACGAGUUGAAGGUUCAUAUGAACUAUCACACACGCGAGAAGCAAUUCACUUGUCAUGUGUGCGCUCAAGUUUUCUCAAAUAUUGGUAACAUGAGUCGGCAUAUCAAAAUCGUUCACUGCGGUAUCAAGGCCUAUCCGUGUACCUACUGUGAUCGAUCCUUUGGAAAGGCGGAAACGCUGAAGCAUCACGUAAUGACUCACACUGGGGAGAAGCCACACGAGUGUAAAGUUUGUGGCAAACGCUUUAUCCAGCAGGUGGCACUGCAGACGCAUAUGAAAACUCACAGGAAACAUGGACAGACAAUACCACCGCCGCCAGGUCCACCAGUGGUGGUUGCUCAGCUGGAGCAGGUUUCUCCCGCUCACCAUCAGCAACAACAGCAGCUGCAACAGUUGCAACAGCAUGUGCCCAUGAUGUUAUCCCAGGAACAGCAAAACUCUCAGCAUUCGUCGACGGAUGCCGCUUCCCCUGUGUGUAUGGGUGAUUUUGUUCACUAACUUCGACGUUGCCGUUUUGUUCCAGGAUUGGAGACAAACAAGAAAACUCUUUCAAGAUUGCUGUUUAGCCCUUUCGGCUUUGUUUUUGUAACCAGGCCGAAAACUUCCCGCAACGCUGUUGCUUGUAAAUAAUGCUUCAUGUUGGUCACAUGAAUUGAUAUGGAAACGGCAAGGAAUUAAGGAACAAAACAACAAACCUUUUGAAAGUUGCUGCACGCAUUUUGUGUCUAGAUAAGUAUAUCUAAUUUGUGAAACAAUUAUCCAUUUUUAAAAAUUAUCGUGUCCACUUCGUUUCUAACUGUGUUUUGUUCUUACCUUAAAAUUAUUUAAAUUAUGUAU
Molecule: messenger RNA, 2051 nt
Organism: Sabethes cyaneus
Lineage: Eukaryota; Metazoa; Arthropoda; Insecta; Diptera; Culicidae
Product: oocyte zinc finger protein XlCOF6-like
Exons: 5
Coding region: 204-1712 (502 amino acids)
Biological process (GO): regulation of transcription by RNA polymerase II
Cellular component (GO): nucleus
Molecular function (GO): DNA-binding transcription factor activity; RNA polymerase II cis-regulatory region sequence-specific DNA binding; zinc ion binding
Source: RefSeq, a predicted model, not a curated record